Molecule: messenger RNA, 711 nt
Organism: Papilio machaon (common yellow swallowtail)
Lineage: Eukaryota; Metazoa; Arthropoda; Insecta; Lepidoptera; Papilionidae
Exons: 2
Coding region: 38-352 (104 amino acids)
Source: RefSeq, a predicted model, not a curated record
UAGUCAUUUAAUUUUACUGUUGAUUUCUAAAUAGGUGAUGGAUCUUAAACCAGUUUUGUUGUUGAUUGCAUCUUUAUGCUUCGUAUUGAGUCAACGACCUUUUUACGCUGGGAAACAUCCGAUUGGUUAUCCGGAAGUAGAGGAGACUUCUGAUGAUGGCGGAUCUACUGAAUUUCCAUUAGAAAGAUUACCUCUCGAAGCUCGCGGAGAUAUAGAACUAGUAAAAAGGUUAAUCAAAUUACCGAUAGAUCAGCAACCGUUUUGGCUUAUCAACUGGCAAGCUUUGGAGUGGUACAGGCAACAUCCAAGGACAUAUCCCAUACGUCAGAAUUCAUUCCUCGAUAACCAAUAACUUUUGAUUAAAAAAAAUACUUUCUUCUGCUAAGAAAAAACUGCUUCGAAUAACCUUUCUUUCUCUCUCAAAGGAUUUUGCUUUAUCUUUUCUAAUAGUGAGUUGUAGUGCCGAAACAUCUGUCUAAAAAUGUAUUGUUUUCCUUUUCAUUAUCUCUGGAAAACCAUAGAUAAAAAUAUAUGUAGUUUCGGCAGUUAAAGUCUACUGUUAGGUAGAUAACUUGUGGCAGUUUUUUUCGAGGCAAUUGAAAUAAAACACGAUUGUACUUUUAGGAAUAUUAACAUAUUCAAUGUAUAAUUACACAUACAAAACAAUAGCAUACUUGAAGUAAUAAAAACACAUCAUAUUGACUUUUUUUU